This is a messenger RNA of Biomphalaria glabrata, 1238 nucleotides long. Its product is annotated as cysteine-rich motor neuron 1 protein-like. Gene Ontology annotation, molecular function: serine-type endopeptidase inhibitor activity. The transcript has 8 exons. The record is from RefSeq and is a predicted model, not a curated record. The coding region runs from base 102 to 1163 and encodes 353 amino acids. Lineage: Eukaryota; Metazoa; Mollusca; Gastropoda; Planorbidae. Gene Ontology annotation, cellular component: extracellular region.
UAGAUCAAUCUAGCCAAUAUUCAAAUAAAGAUGUGUUUUAACUUUCUUACUAUCACGUCUGUCUCACUGUGGUUUUUGUGUGUGUAGGCUAUUGGGAUACAAUGUUACUUAAAAUUGUUCUGUUUACACAUAUAUUCUUUCUAUCCUCGGGACAAGAGGUAAGCCGCAAUGGUUCUUGCGUUACUUCACCUUUACCAUGUGUUCAUCUCAAUGUGGCCGAGAUACACCAUGAAUGUGGUCAGGAUUCUGACUGCCCUGCAGGUGUUAAGUGCUGCUAUAUAGGCUGUGUCCGUACGUGUCAGGCGUUUGAUCCAUGUGAAAAAGUGACAUGUACGCCUGGAUACACCUGUCUAGCUAGGGAAACACCUUGUGAAAAGAGACCAUGCCUACUUGAAGCGUCUUGUGUCAGUGAAACUCAAGUUAGGUGUCCUGCCCUCCGGUGCCCUACAGAGUUCUGCCCAGCUGGACAAGAAAGAGUUGUUGACCCUACAGGCUGUCCAACGUGUGAGUGUAAACGCAAGAAAGUCUGUCCUCAAUCGUGUUCAUUAUUCUGUGCCUACGGACUACUGACUACUGAAGACGGCUGCCCAGUGUGCAAAUGCCGAGCAGAACCAGGGAAUCCCUGUACAAACAAAGUGUGUCCUGUAGGCGAGGAGUGCAGGCUAGUGACGCCCCAGUCUUGCAAUACAGCAAUUUGUAAGCCAGAAGCAAAGUGUGUCUCUAAAUUAAGAUCAAUGUUCGACAACUCUUGUGCUCUUAAAGAUAAGACAACUCUGGGUUAUCCCGUUUUGGAAGAAGACGGAGCUAAGGAAAUAGACUGCUACCGAAAGAGAUGCCUAGACGGCACAGUUUGUACAAAGUUUGGAAAUGUCACCUACAGAUGCUGUUUGCAAUUUUCACAAGAACAAAUCUGGACGAUUUUAAAACCAGGGCAGUGCCCGCAGGAGUACAUGAUUUCUGCAGAUGACCAGUUUCAGCCCUGUGAGGUCGAUGGUCAGUGCCCAAGUGACCAAAAGUGUUGCUACAGAACGAAAAACCAAUCCGCGUUGCGAUCGUCAGGAGCUUGUAUGACCCCAGUGCAUAGCAUUUUAUCCAACAAGACAACCAUCUGUACGGGGACUACAAUAUUGAGCUCAGUACUCAGGACGAUUGGCGCUUGCUAAACAAGUUCAUUGUUCGGGUCCAAAAGUGAUUACCUUAUUUUUGAUCUACCAUAAUAUAAUAAAAGUAAAUCGUUA